Rhinolophus ferrumequinum (greater horseshoe bat) is the source of this 2966-nucleotide messenger RNA. RefSeq names its product zinc finger protein 7 (gene ZNF7). The transcript has 4 exons. Gene Ontology annotation, cellular component: nucleus. The coding region runs from base 737 to 2842 and encodes 701 amino acids. Lineage: Eukaryota; Metazoa; Chordata; Mammalia; Chiroptera; Rhinolophidae. Gene Ontology annotation, molecular function: RNA polymerase II cis-regulatory region sequence-specific DNA binding; DNA-binding transcription activator activity, RNA polymerase II-specific. Gene Ontology annotation, biological process: regulation of transcription by RNA polymerase II. The record is from RefSeq and is a predicted model, not a curated record.
CUCCAGUCACACCGUGCUUCCCCUGCCUGCCCCCACUGGCUCCUUCCUUGCUCAGGCCCUUUGCUGCCUGGAGUGCCUCCCCCAUGUCCAUCACCGUGGCCUAAUUAGCUCCUCCGAGAAGUGACCCAUCAGACCAAGUCAGGGUUUCCUCAUUACGUGCUUUCAGCAUUGUUAGUACAGGGUGCCAUCAUGGUUGUAUUUUGCAUUUAUUUGUGUGGCUGUUUAACUUUUCCCCACUAAACUGUGCUGCAUGAAGGCAAGAGUCUGUGUGGUUUGCUCACUCCUGCACCCCUGCUUAGCUGAGCACCCGGUACUUGUGGCAACCACCCCUCGGUGUUGUGGAGUGGUGCACACACGCCACAGGCUCUGAAGGAUGCGUGAAGCCUCAGGGGCAGAUGCCCAGGUCUCAGCCAGGACACAUGGAUGCUCAUCCACCCAGCCUCAUGGUAGGAGUCUGACAGCCUCCAUCCCCAGGGUCCUGUGAGGGCCCUGCCUCCUCCUUGGCACCCACCCUGCCCCCUGCGCCUGGGCCUAGAUCCUGUGGCCCUUCCCAGGCUCAGGUGUGCCUGUUCCCAAGGCAGUGAGCAAACCCCUACCCAGACUGGGGCCCGUCUGAGGGGAGGGUUGCAGAUCACCGUGGUGUGGGUCCUUCCACCUCCUCCAUACCGCACCACCCCUCUUGAUUUUAGAGCCAAAGGGGCCUAGGGACUGUCUCGCUCAGCCCUGUGGUGCUUGUAUGUGCCUGAGACAUGCCAUGAGGCGGCGCCAGAAUGGGGCUGGCACCCAGGGGUCCCUGGGGUGCUGGUGUGUGUCCUUUCAGGAAGCUGUGACGUUUGGUGAUGUGGCUGUACACUUCUCGCGGGAGGAGUGGCAGUGUCUGGACCCUGGCCAGAGGGCUCUCUACAAGGAGGUGAUGCUGGAGAACCACAGCAGUGUGGCCGGACUAGCAGGAUUUCUGGUCUUCAAGCCUGAGCUGAUCUCCCGACUGGAGCAGGGGCAGGAGCCGUGGGUCAUCGACCUGCAGGGAGCGGAAGGGAGAGAGGCACCAAGGACCCCCCAGACAGGUUCCAUGAUUAGUACUGAGGGUGAGCAGUCCCGAGAGGAUGCGGACGCUCUACAAUCAGAAUCCCCUGCGACGAUGUUCAGAAGUGCCCCACAGGCUUGUCCUCGGAGUCCUGGCUCUGGAGACACCUCAGAUUCUGAGGUCUGGACAGAGACUGAGUCUAGCUCCCUCUUCAAGAAACACCGCUUGAACAUGGGGACGGUGGCCCCCAGGAAGACUUUGGCCGAGGAGGGUAUGCAGGGACAUGGCGAGCUGGGAAGUCAGCCAGAUAGACGCCAGGGGGGCAGUGCAGAGGCAGUGUCCCGAAGAUGUGAUCUGUGUGGCAGGACGUGUGGGUCCAUGUUGGCGGUUGCUCUGCCUCAGGAAAUUAACACACAGAAGAAACCUAACCGAUGUGAAGAGUGCCAGAAAAAGUUACCCAAUUGCCUGCAGGGAAAACACCGAGGGACCUGCCGUGGAGAGAAGCCUCACGAGUGUGAGGAGUGUGGGAAAGCCUUCCGGUUGUGCUCACAGCUCAAUCAGCACCAGAGAAUCCACACCGGAGAGAAGCCAUUCAAGUGCAUUGAGUGUGGAAAAGCCUUUCGCCUGAGCUCCAAACUCAUUCAGCAUCAGCGUACUCACACAGGGGAGAAGCCCUACAGGUGUGAUGAGUGUGGGAAGGCCUUUGGUCAGAGCUCCAGCCUCAUCCACCAUCAGAGGGUCCACACGGGAGAGAGGCCCUACGGCUGCCGCGAGUGUGGGAAGGCCUUCAGCCAGCAGUCCCAGCUGGUCAGACACCAGCGGACGCACACGGGAGAGAGGCCCUACCUGUGCCGGGAAUGCGGGAAGGCCUUCAGCCAGAGCUCCACGCUGGCACAGCACCAGCGUGUGCACACAGCGGGGAACCCCCCAGUACCAAGAACCCUGGGCAGCACCAGCCUCGCCCACCCGAGAACUCAUGCAACUGAAAAACCGUUUAAGUGUAACGAGUGUGGGAAGGCUUUCAGGUGGGUCUCCCGCCUCAGUCAGCACCAGCUGACUCACACUGGAGAGAAGCCUUACAAGUGCAACAAGUGUGCAAAAGCCUUCGGCUGUAGCUCACGGCUUAUUCGCCACCAGAGAACUCACACUGGAGAAAAACCAUUUAAAUGUGAGGAAUGUGGGAAAGGCUUUGUCCAGGGCUCACACCUGAUUCAGCACCAGAGGAUCCACACUGGAGAGAAGCCCUAUGCGUGUGGUGAUUGUGGGAAAGCCUUCAGCCAGAGCUCCAGCCUCAUCUACCACCAGAGGAUCCAUAAGGGAGAGAAGCCAUACGGCUGCCUGGAGUGUGGGAAGGCGUUCAGCAUGAGCACACAGCUCACCAUUCACCAGCGGGUCCACACGGGAGAGAGGCCCUACAAAUGUGGUGAGUGCGGGAAGGCCUUCAGCCAGAACUCUACCCUUUUCCAGCACCAGAUAAUCCACGCCGGGGUGAAGCCGUACGGGUGUGGUGAGUGUGGGAAAGCCUUCAGUCGGAGCUCAUAUCUCAUCGAGCACCAGAGGAUACACACACGAGCCCAGUGGUAUCACGAGUACGGGAAUACCCUAGGAGGUCCUACCCAAGUGAGCCGUAAAAAAGUCAACACCAUGAAGAAACUACACAGAUGUAGUGAAUGUGAGAAAAUAUUCAGAUGGCGCUCGCAUCUAAUUAUACAUCAGAGAAUUCACACUGGAGAGAAACCUUAUAAAUGUAAUGAGUGUGGCAAAGCCUUUAACCGGAGCUCAAGGCUCACUCAGCAUCAGAAGACUCACGUGGGGUAGACCGCUCACCUCGUGUGAGCAGUAAACCCCCAGCCUUAACCCGUCGGCUUCACACGGGGUCGUCUAUAUGACGUGAACUUGGAAUGUGCUGCAGACCCCAGUGCACAGUGUCUGUUGGUUGGAA